UUCUCAGAGGAUUUCCUCUUCCUCUUUCUCUUUUUCUCACCCGAGUCCAGAGCUAGCGAAAAAUCCAUUGACGGUGGCUCUGAGGCUGAUGCUCUCCCUUCUUUAGAACUUACGAGCGAGCGAGCAAGCUACUCUUUUGAGAGAAGCCCUUCUCCACCCAUGGCUUGUCUCCCAAUCUCUUUCUCUCUCCUUUCUCUCAGGGGACGGUCGAGCUAUUGUUCCGUUAACCCCUCAACAAGUGUCAUACGGCUUAAGAAUCUGAGGCUGCAGAAGAUUUACAUUCAGGCUGUCUCAAAAAAAAGCGCUUCACGGGGUAACUCAGAAGAUGCGUCAAAUGAAGAAAGUGCUAGCAUAGCUCCUAAGAAAACGCGAGCUCCUAGACGUAGUAGAAAGAAGUCAAACGUAGAAAUUUCCGAGGAGACGGGUGCAGAGAUCAUUAGUAGUCUUGAGAAAGAGGAAGAAAGUACCGCAACAACGUCUGAUGAAGGUCCUAAGAAGGUUACAAGAAGAGGCAGGAGAAAAGCUACUACUUCAGCAAGCUCCAUGGAAGAGGUCACAGAGAAGAAAACCACUAGGAGGAGAACUAGAAAAAAGGCUGAUCCAAAGAAGGAGAAGGGAGUAAAUGGAGAAUCUGGUGACUUUGAAGAGUCCACAUCUUCUAGUGAUCUCGAGAAUGAAAUGGAGGAGCUACGAUUGAGAGAAGAUGAAUUAGAGGAUAUUAGUUUCACUUAUAGUUGGCCACCGUUAGUUUGCUGCUUCGGAGCAGCUCAACAUGCAUUUAUCCCUUCUGGAAGGCCAGCUAAUAGAUUGAUAGACCAUGAGAUCCACGAAUCAAAGAAGGAUAUGUUUUGGUCACCAUCUAAGUUUGUGAGAGCCCCGGGAGGUUCAUCAUCAAAUGUUGCUAUAGCUCUUGCAUGUUUAGGUGGUCGAGUUGCAUUCAUGGGAAAACUCGGGGAUGAUCAAUAUGGUCAAAACUUUCUGUAUCACCUAAAUGUUAACAAUGUUCAAACUCGAUCGGUUGUAAUAGACACUUUGAGGCCUACAGCAGUAUCUCGAAUGAAAAUCACGAAAAGAGGUGGCUUAAGAACAAGUUGUGUUAAGCCUUGUGCUGAAGAUAGUCUUGUGAGCUCUGAGAUCAACAUCGACAUUCUGAGAGAGGCAAAGAUGUUCUAUUUUAAUUCCUCCUCCCUAAUUGACCAAAACAUGAGAUCGACAACAAUGCAAGCCAUCAAGGCUUCCAAGAAACUCGGAGGGGUUAUAUUCUUUGAUCUUAAUCUCCCAUUGCCACUGUGGGAAUCUAAUGAGGAUUCCAAGAAAUUCAUUCAGCAGGCAUGGGAAAGUGCUGAUUUCAUCGAAGUUACAAAGCAAGAACUAGAAUUCUUGUGUGGCAUUAAACCCAUCGAGAAGUUUGAUACCAAACAUAACGACAGAUCCAAAUUUGUUCACUAUAAACCUGAAGUGAUCCAACCUCUUUGGCAUGAAAAUCUCAAGGUAUUAUUUGUUACAAACGGGACAUCUAAAAUACACUAUUAUACGGAGAAGGACAAUGGUUGGGUACAUGGUAUGGAAGAUGCUCCUAUCACUCCCUUCACUGGUGACAUGUCUAUAUCGGGUGAUGCGAUUGUUGCAGCUCUCAUGAGAAUGUUAACAGUUCAGCCACAUCUUGCCACUGAUAAGGGCUACCUGGAACACAUGAUCAAGUAUGCAAUCGAUUGUGGGGUCAUAGACCAAUGGUUGCUCGCUCGUGUUCGUGGAUUCCCUCCAAAAGAAGAGAUCGAAGAAUCUUCUCCUUCAGAAUUCAGGGAGCUUAGGUCCAUUACAGAGAAAGAGUAUCGAACAGUAGAGGAGCAUUCGGUGGAGGAACUUGUAAGUUAAAAAAGAAAUCUCUAGUUCUAACCAAUUUUGUGCUAGAAGCCAAAAGGCAUUCUGAGGGUUUGAUCAAUGAUCUGAACAUUUUAGAUGGAAAACCUUUGUGAGGGUUUAUAGAGGUCUGGGGUCAUCUAGUUUUGUUAGAAAUCUGUGUCAUGUAAGUAGAACAAGUUCAACCGUGUAGAUCUACCCAUUUGCUGAUAGCUUCAGAUAAUUCCCUGCACAAUGGUCAUUGUUGCAUUAUGUAAGAAAAGGCUUUGUUGUAGGACUUCUUUUGAGUAAAGAAUCGAUUCUUGCAAUGAAACUUCUUGUCAA
Asparagus officinalis (garden asparagus) is the source of this 2184-nucleotide messenger RNA. RefSeq names its product fructokinase-like 2, chloroplastic. Gene Ontology annotation, biological process: etioplast organization; chloroplast organization; plastid transcription. NCBI's taxonomy places the organism in Eukaryota, Viridiplantae, Streptophyta, Magnoliopsida, Asparagales, Asparagaceae. The record is from RefSeq and is a predicted model, not a curated record. The coding region runs from base 160 to 1875 and encodes 571 amino acids. The transcript is spliced from 5 exons. Gene Ontology annotation, cellular component: chloroplast nucleoid.